Messenger RNA from Plodia interpunctella (Indianmeal moth), 2339 nucleotides. RefSeq names its product cytochrome P450 6B5-like. The transcript has 2 exons. The record is from RefSeq and is a predicted model, not a curated record. Bases 114 to 1670 code for a protein of 518 amino acids. Lineage: Eukaryota; Metazoa; Arthropoda; Insecta; Lepidoptera; Pyralidae. Gene Ontology annotation, molecular function: heme binding; iron ion binding; monooxygenase activity.
UGGGUCAAUUAAAAAGAUAGAUGCGGCUCCAUUCUGUCUUCAGACUUAUCGUCAGUUAACCUCUGUGUGCCCGCUGGUAAAGGCGGGCCCAAAGUGCAAUAUUGCGAUUGAAAAUGAUUGCUACAGUGCUCGCUCUGCUAUGUGUAACAAUACUACUAUUGUACUAUCUUAUAACAAGAAAAUACGAUUAUUGGGAGAAACGAAACAUACCCUACAUCAAACCAGUACUACUUUUUGGAAAUUACGCGUCAUAUAUUCUUCUGCAGCGUUUUAUUGGAUAUGUUAGUCAAUCUUUAUGCCGAAAGUUCCCGAAUGCGCCUUACAUCGGUACCUUUUACGGUACGGAACCAGCUCUUCUCGUACAAGACCCUGAGGUAAUCAAACUCAUCCUUGUCAAGGACUUCUAUUAUUUCAAUGGCAGAGAAAUCACCAACUACACUCACAGGGAACCCAUCACUACCAACAUGUUCUUCACUUACGGAGACAGGUGGAAAGUCAUGAGACAAAACCUGAACCCCCUUUUCUCCUCGGCGAAAAUGAAGAAUAUGUUCUAUCUGAUAGAGAAAUGUGCACGGCAACUAGAAAAGAUGUUUGAUGAGGAAGUAAAGCAGAGUAAUAUAUUGAAAGUGAGAUCUGUAAUGGCGAGGUAUACUAUGGAUUGUAUAGGGUCAUGUGUAUUUGGUAUAGAGACAAAAACAAUGGAGAAAGAUGCAGACAAAAAUCCAUUCACGGUUAUAGGUCACGAUUUGUUUUUGGAGACCAAAAUUGGAGGUCUUAAAAUGAUCGUCCGUUCUAUUUGGCCAGCUGUAUUUUACGGAUUACGUCUGAGAAACUACACUGAGAAUAUAAGUUCUUUCUUUCACAAUCUUCUCACAAAAGUUUUCGCGGGGCGAGACUAUAAACCCACAACAAGGAAUGAUUUCGUUGAUUUACUUCUUAAUUUAUACAAUGAUAAAUAUUUGACUGGCGAUAGCAUAGAGAACAUGAAAGGGGGAAACAAGAAAAUAUCCUUGAAAGUUGACGAUGAGAUGUUAGUAGCCCAGUGUUCUUUGUUCUUUGCCGCUGGCUUCGAAACAUCAUCUACAACAAUACAUUUUACUUUACACGAGCUUGCCAAAAACCCAGAGGCUCAAGCCAAGGCCUUAGAAGAAGUAGAUGAAUAUCUCAGACGCCAUGAUAAUAAAAUAGAAUUCGAUUGUAUAAACGAAAUGCCAUAUAUUGAAGCCUGUAUUGAUGAGGUGUUGCGUCUUUAUCCUGUGUUGAGUCUAUUAACGAGAGAAGUUCACAAGGAAUAUAAACUGCCAUGUGGUGCAGUUCUGGACAAGGGCGUGAGAGUCCACUUACCUGUCUACCACAUACAACGCCAUCCAGAUUUCUUCCCAGAUCCUGACCAAUUCCGACCAGAACGUUUCCUUGGCGAGGAGAAGCGCAAUAUAAAACAGUACAGCUAUUUUCCAUUCGGCGAAGGACCAAGGAUUUGUAUCGGGAUGCGUUUCUCCAAAAUGCAAAUGCUGCCAGGGAUAAUGACAGUGCUGAAGAAGUACAGGGUGGAACUCGUGGACCCAGCAGUAGACCUGGACUUCUUCGCAACGACCAUGGUCAUCACUCCGAAGAAGGAGAUCAGGCUGAAGUUUCUGGAGCGGGAAGGGUGGGAGCAGCGCAUGUAUUAAAUAAAAAAUCACUGUUAUAUAUAAACGAUUCAUUCAACUUCUUGAUGUAAGUAUGAAAAUACAAUACACAGAAUUUAUUUCAUUCAUUAAAACUGUGUCUAUAUAUACUAUCUCGACGACCUCGACGGCGCAGUGGUAAAGUGCUUGCCUCUGAACCGAGAGGUCCCGGGUUCGACCCCCAGUCGGGUCAUGAUGGAAAAUGAUCUUUUUCUGAUUGGCCCGAGUUCUGGAUGUUUAUCUAUGUAUGUAUUUGUUAUAAAAUAUAGUAUUGUUGAGCUAGUAGUAGUUGUAUAGACACAGUUUUAUCGAUGUCUAGUUGUUAACGCGGUUUCGAGAAUCACAAUGUUCGAUAUUGUAACUUCUAAUUCCAUAGAAAAUCUCCAAACAAACAAUUAUUUAAACUCAUCAAUUUCAUAUGUUAUAAAUAUAAUAGAAUACAAAAUGGUGAGCCCUUGUAAGCCCUUAAAAACAAAUGGGAAUUCAUAAUAUGUUCAAGGACACUUAAGAGAAUUUUGAACCAAACGCAGAAAAUCAUAUCGUUGAAAAAUACUCGUACAAAAUUAAGCUAUCAAAUCUCAACUCAUAUUCAUCAUUUACUUUUGCUAUCAUCGCCAACUCAUUGAUUUUUUUUCUUUCUUUUGUUGCAUUAAAAUCCUUAUAAAGAUACAA